Messenger RNA from Micropterus dolomieu (smallmouth bass), 926 nucleotides. It is a transcript of the gene rida, whose product is annotated as reactive intermediate imine deaminase A homolog. NCBI's taxonomy places the organism in Eukaryota, Metazoa, Chordata, Actinopteri, Centrarchiformes, Centrarchidae. The record is from RefSeq and is a predicted model, not a curated record. The transcript has 6 exons. Gene Ontology annotation, cellular component: cytosol. Gene Ontology annotation, molecular function: deaminase activity. The coding region runs from base 91 to 498 and encodes 135 amino acids.
GUUCCUCUCUCCAUAAGUUCUUGCACAACCACGUCCUUAAUUCACAGCCACUCUGGGUAUAGAAAAGUUGGAGGGGACAAUCAGGAAAUCAUGUCUGCACCCAGCAGAAGGAUCGUCAACACUAAAUCAGCCCCGGCUGCCAUCGGUCCAUACAGCCAGUCGGUGGUUGUGGACCGAACAAUGUACAUCUCGGGUCAGCUAGGGCUGGACGUGGCCUCUGGUCAGCUGGUAGAUGGAGGAGUGCAGGCCCAGGCUAAGCAGGCUCUCAUCAAUAUGGGCGAGAUCCUUAAAGCUGCUGGCUGUGACUACACCAAUGUGGUGAAGACGACCGUGCUGCUCGCCGAUAUAAAUGACUUUAACAGCGUCAAUGAGGUCUACAAAACAUUUUUCAGAAGUAACUUCCCUGCCAGAGCGGCCUACCAAGUUGCUGCCCUCCCCAGAGGUGGACUGGUGGAAAUUGAGGCGAUUGCUGUUCUGGGUCCUCUCUCAGACUCCUGACUAGCCGGCCAAAUUACAAACAAGCUGUAGUGUAACCAUUAAGUGACCAGAUGACACUAGGAUCGUAUUGACUUACUUCUUCCAUAUAGUCAGAUUUUUGCAUUAAUUUGUUUCCCCUCUGACAACUGUGGCUAGUUCAACUAUCUUCCGUAUUAUACCACUUGAGAUUAAAACCUUUAACAACAGAGCAGCACUUAAUUCAACAGAAUAUGUGGUUUAUGGUAAUUUCACACCUAACAUACUAUGCAAAAAAUCCAAAUGUAAUGAUAAAAUCAGUAUCUUUACAACCAAUCCAACAUUCCCUGGUCAAAGGAGCCAGAUUCAGGGUCAAAUCAACUUCCUUUGGGAUCUCAUCUUAUGUUGCGAUUCAGAGAAAUGGACACACACAUUUUAAAAGUGCAGCUCUCACUAAUAAAAAGUAAAACCUC